AUGCCAUGUCGCGCCCUCGGGACAAGGGGCUUCCCAGCUCUUAGACGACACCAAUCUUUCCCGACUUCCCUCAUACCGCCUCAUCGUCGAUCCGGGACUUCCACCAAAGGCAUUCGGGAGGUACCCCUCCUUUCGUCGUGGAGCUCAGCCGUGUUUGAACACGCCUACAGGCAGCGUCUCCCUGCUCGCCUCCCUCGCUCAAGGGCACAUCUUCCCGCCGCGUGUGCGAAAUGGUUCGUUCACGACGAUGACCUGGGCUUUGAUCUUUUCAGCGGUGAUGAUGGGAGGAUGAUCAACGUCCCUCGCUCGUCUGAACUACGCGCUUCAUUCUGGUCCGAGCAUGAAUCCACCUUUGUCCCAUUGGAGAUAACUACCACCAGAGGUGCUUCUACUUCUCCUUCUUUUUAUCAUCUUGCUGGUGAGCGUGCCAGCAGCGCUCCGGGCCAGAGCGAGGAGAGAUUCGAGCGCAUCGAGGCCCCCUUGAAGAUCCUGAUCGCGUAUCUCUCCAAGCCAACAACAACAGGAACCACUGCCGACUCUUCCCCACUGGCCAAGGAGGAUGUAUCAAUCUACCUCGCGCAGUGCGAUCUCCUCUCCCUCCCGGCUUCAAUGCAGUCCGACGUGCCUAUUCCCGCACUACUCCACCCUUCUUCCACUUCCUCUUCCCGCAGCGCAAUCAAAGGCGACAUCUACACAUCCUCCCUCUGGCUGGGCCGUCCCCCGACAUACACGCCCUUGCACCGCGACCCGAAUCCGAACCUAUUCAUCCAGCUGGCCGGCCAAAAGACCAUUCGCCUCUUACCUCCGGACAUCGGCGAUGCAUUGUUUCACGACGUCGUCACCACCACAACGUCGUCUCCGACCAUGUCUCCUUCGGGCCCAACUCCAUUCUCAACAACCAUCAGAGGCGAAGAGAUGAUGUACGGACCGCAGAAAGCCGCGCUCCACGACGCCGUCUGGAAUCCGUCGAGCAUCUACAGCGACCUUGUCCGGACCCAUGGCUUGCAGACGACGUUAGGACUGGGCGACGCACUCUUCACGCCCCAGGGGUGGUGGCAUAGCGUCAAGGGGGUGGGUGAAGGCGUAACGGCGAGUGUGAAUUGGUGGUUUCGCUGA
Cladophialophora bantiana CBS 173.52 is the source of this 1116-nucleotide messenger RNA. RefSeq lists its product as uncharacterized. The coding region runs from base 1 to 1116 and encodes 371 amino acids. The record is from RefSeq and is a predicted model, not a curated record. Lineage: Eukaryota; Fungi; Ascomycota; Eurotiomycetes; Chaetothyriales; Herpotrichiellaceae. Gene Ontology annotation, molecular function: 2-oxoglutarate-dependent dioxygenase activity. The transcript has a single exon.